GUUGUAUUACACUGUCUUUAAACGCACAAUUAAACCUGUUUUAGCAAUUGAAUUCGCACGAACAACACUUUUAAAUACUGUUUGAUUGCAUAAAAGUUUCAUGGCGCACCGGAGAAACUACAUUAUCAUAACAACAGCUUCGCGAAACCACAGGGUCAAAGUAUAAUUAACGCAGAUAAAACCCCAUCAUGUAUAAUUAAACAUUUGUUUCAAACCAAGCUCGACGCGAUAAACAAAAAAGGAAAGCAUGCGCUUAUGCAUUGCAUGUCCGCAGAAAACUAAAACCACGCUCUCUGGGUGCUGUGUAACAAAAUUAGGUUUCAUCCAAUUAAAUAUUUCAUUGCAGUUAAGUUAGGGUUAAUGUAUUAUCAGCAAAUGUAGCCUAAACGCUGUCCCUUAAUUGCUCUGUAUUGAAACAUAUGAGUAUGUCCAUGGAUAGCACACCUAACGGAUUUAAAACGCAUUGCAAAGCCAGGCGCACACGGACGGUUAUAUUUAUUCUUGCUGUACUGGUUUUCCUCUGGCACUUUGGACAUUUUCUGGUAAAGUUCGGUCACAGCACUGAAAAGAAAUUUGAGAGUAAGUUUGAACUACCAAUGAAAUUUGCUCAAAAUUUAAACACCCCUCAACACAUAGGUGGAAGAAUCGUUAAAAAUCCAACUUCACUGCUUUUACAAAGAAAACGAAAAGAAGCGGUGAUAUUUUUUGUCAAAUCUUCGCCAGAAAACUCAGCAAGAAGACAAAUGAUCAGAAACACAUGGGGAUCCAUAAAACAAGUUGCUGGAAAACAAAUAUUUCUGGUGUUUCUAAUCGGAAAACCUUUGGAUAAAGUUCAUAAUGACGAUUUACGGAAAGAAAAACUCUGUUUUGAUGAUAUUCUGCAGACAGCAGAUUCUGACACUCAUCCGAAUUUGGUUAUAAAGACUUUAAGUGCAAUUAGGUGGAUCGUUCAAAACCUUUAUCACCCAAGGUCGUUUUACAUUUUUACCAAUGACAAUUGUGUUGUGCACAUUGGGAGCACUGUGAAAUUUCUAAAGACUCUAACAGGAGCCUCCAAAGAUUUAAUGUACUGCGGCUUCAAAUAUGAGAAAAACAGCGGCGUAAUUAGAGGAGGAAAAUGGGGAGUGCAUUGGUCACAGUAUCCAGCAACUACAUACCCAGAUUUCUGUAGAGGGGUAAUGGUUAUCCUUAGCCCAACAGUCGUAGCGCAAAUAUACAAAGUUGCCAUGAUGACUGCCCUCCAAGGCUUUCCCCUUGAGGAUGUAAUGGUAUAUGGGAUUUUACGGCAUAAAAUCAACAACAGCAGUAGCAACAUACAACCUGUAAUCAACGGUGGCCACCCGCUUGUUUUCUACCCGUGGGAUGCAACUAAUGCAGUGGUGGGAAAGAUGGAGAGAAAGUGGAAUGAAUGGAGACUUGAAUUAAGAGAUUUUAAGCUAAGAGAAGAAUCUCAAGCUCUAAACAAUAAACAAUGCAGUUCACUUUAAUAUUCCCCACUAAAUAAUUCAUUCCGUUUCCGUAAAUUAAAACCUUGUUUUAAAAUUGUCUUAAUUCAUUUUUAUUCACUGCUUUUAUGUUUGUUUAUUUUAACAUUAAAUAUUCACUUAUUAAAUAUUUAUUAUAACACGGUGAGCCACCGUCGGUAACUGAUCCUAUAACAAGAUUCUGUCCUUUGUUAUCACUCGCCGAAGUACGAUUAUUGUAUGAAAUAUUUUCUAUACACACUACACAAAAUAAGCUGUACACCAUUCUUCAUGAUAGUAUUAUUACAAUCUUUGUCUAGUAGCACUUAACUGAACUUGUUUAUUACUUGGGCCAAUUGAAAUCAAAAUUUAAAGCUUUUACAAUAAUAUUUUUAGAUGUUAUAUGUUGAACACACUAUUUUAAUGGUAAACCAGUGGUUCUCAAAUUUUAGUAUGCAUAUCACUUGUGGUUUAUGAAGUCUUCCAGAUACCAUUCGUACUGACUACUGACAACUAAUUAAAAAGUUAACAGUAAAUGAAAUCAAAAGAAGUGGCACAAAAUGUCUGUAUGAAAUAAAUUAUGGUACGUAAGUACAAAAAGUUUUAAGAACCACUGUAUUAACUAUUAAGCACUGGUUUUUACUUUUUACAAUACGCACAAUCUAUAAUAGUAUUGCACAAACACAAAGUACAACAAUCAGGUUUACUUAUUUAUAAUCAUCAUUGUGUUUUGUAAUAUUUUUUACCACAUUUGGUUUGUGAAUUGCAAUUCUUUGUAUUAGGUAUAUUAUUACACUACUCACACCGUCACUUAUUUACCUUAGUUGGUACUGAUAGUACGACAAUACAUAUUCCUGUUUAA
Molecule: messenger RNA, 2325 nt
Organism: Ciona intestinalis (vase tunicate)
Lineage: Eukaryota; Metazoa; Chordata; Ascidiacea; Phlebobranchia; Cionidae
Source: RefSeq, a predicted model, not a curated record